AUGGCUCAAGAUACUUUAGUCUGGUCAUCCCAGCUACUCGUCGCAUCGCCAGAGCGGGCGCCUCGACUAACCGGCGACAAAAUCACUCUACCGCAAUCUGCGCUCGAACAGCUGCUAGCCGCCGCUCCGCUUCAAGCUGUCCCCUCCGGGAAUUCUCGUAUACUUACUUCGUCAUUCGAUCCCUUCAACCACCAUACCUUCGCCGCCGAAUCGCGUGCCCGCCAAGAGGUCGAGCAACGUCAGCAGCAACUACCUCACCCGUUAAUCUUCCGUAUUGUCAAUCCUCUGAAUGGCCGGUUCAUCUAUGCGGGCAUUCGGGAGUUCUCCGCUGAAGAAAAUGAAGUCGCACUGAGUACAUUGCUCAGAGACUCACUCGAUAUCAAGGAUGAAGAAUUCUUGAGCGAAAAUGGCGAACCACGAGACCUGGCGGGGCCCCAAAUAGAAAGGGAAUCCUCACCACGGACUGGCCCUGCGGUCACAGUACAUGCGAAGCAACUACCCAAGGGCACCUAUGUUCGCCUCCGUCCGCUGGAAGCCGGAUACGAUCCUGAAGACUGGAAGGCUCUUCUGGAAAGAUACUUGCGGGACAACUUUACGACCCUCACGACGGGCGAGCUUCUGACAGUCCCGGGUACCCGUACCGAGUCAUUCAGGUUCUUGGUGGAUAAGGUGUUUCCCGAAGGCGAAGGAAUAUGCGUGGUGGAUACAGAUCUUGAAGUUGACAUUGUCGCAUUGUCAGAGGAACAGGCCCGAGAAACGCUACAGAAGAGAUUGGAAAAGGCUUCACGUGCGCCGGGUACAACUAGCGGCAGUUCGAUCGGUGGUAUCCUCAGCAUUGGAGAAGAUGUCACUGCCCAAGUAUUGCCUGGGGAAUAUGUGGAUUAUGAGCUUCGAGAUUGGAACCGCCAGGACACUAUUCAGAUUGAGCUUACUACGGACAACCCGGAAGUGAGUCUUUUUGCUAGUCCCUUUUCUACUCGCCAAAGAAGUCGUCCGAGAUCAGACAUGCAUGCCUUGGGGGAUUUCUCGAGCCAAUCGCCCAAGAAAUUCGAUCUUCGGCCUACAAAUGUGGUUCUAGAAGACGCCGAGGCCCUCUAUAUAGCAGUUCACGCCGACCCUGUAAGCAGUGAAUCGUCUGAUCCACAGCAGCAGUCACCAUCGCAAUACCACCUGCGGAUCACAGUGAAUCUAUUGGACUCAUCGGUCAAUCAUAAUGAGACGAAAGCGUCCCAUGAGCCUGGCGAUGUGCAGUGUAAGAACUGUCAACAAUGGGUUCCUGAACGGACACUAGUUCUCCACGAGAACUUCUGUCUCCGCAAUAAUAUAUUAUGUCCACAGUGCCAGAAUGUCUUCCAAAAGCGGUCUCCAGAGUGGCAAGACCACUGGCACUGUCCACACGACUCCGGCCAUGGCAAUGAUGCCCCAAGCAAAGAAAAACAUGACGCUAUCUUUCACCAAACACACAAAUGCACAGACUGUGCCGGGGAUUUUGAAGGACUCCCUAGUCUUGCGCAACAUCGUACUACAGAUUGUCCUGGAAAGUUGAUUCUCUGUCAAUUCUGCCAUCUUCUCGUGCCACAGAAAGGCGAUUCUGACCCAGAUUUCCGCGACCCCGAGGUUAUGCUCUCCGGCCUCACUCCGCACGAACUGGUAGAUGGAGGGCGCACCACCGAAUGCCAUCUGUGUAAUAAGAUUAUCCGAUUACGAGACAUGAACACCCAUCUUCGUCACCAUGACCUGGAGCGCUUUUCUCGACCCGCACCGCGUAUAUGCAUGAACAGAAAUUGCGGCAGGACAUUGAACAAAGCCGGAAAUGAGUCUGUUGGCCUCUGCAGUUUCUGUUUUGGACCGCUCUAUGUGGACACGCACGAUCCAGAGGGCAAAGCACUGCGUCGUCGCAUUGAACGCCGAUAUCUCUCUCAGAUGAUGACCGGAUGUGGCAAGCCCUGGUGCCAGAAUGAGUAUUGCAAAACGGCAAAACAGAAAAUGGCGCCUGCCUCUGCUCCUCCAGCCGCGAUGAGUGUGGUGGAAAUCAUGAAGUUGACACGACCUCUUGUCGAAGCUCUCAACACCCAGCCGGAUGUGCCUAACACGGCGCCUUUAUACCUCUGUGCUGAUGAAACAAGUCAACACCGUCGCAAUCUCGCAGAGUUGAUUGCAGCAGAGAGCACUGAAGGGAAUGACAAAGUUUAUGAUCUACCAUGGUGUAUUGCAGCAGCCGAAGCCGCGGGUGGCGAUUUGGAGAAGGCGAGAGAGUGGCUAUCUAAAUGGGCACCAACUCAGGGCGCAACGAGUACAUGA
Molecule: messenger RNA, 2301 nt
Organism: Penicillium samsonianum
Lineage: Eukaryota; Fungi; Ascomycota; Eurotiomycetes; Eurotiales; Aspergillaceae
Product: putative ubiquitin fusion degradation protein (Ufd1)
Exons: 1
Coding region: 1-2301 (766 amino acids)
Cellular component (GO): VCP-NPL4-UFD1 AAA ATPase complex
Molecular function (GO): polyubiquitin modification-dependent protein binding
Source: RefSeq, a predicted model, not a curated record